CAGGCAGAGAGAGAGGAGGAAGCAGGCUCCAUGCUGAGCAGAGAGCCCGAUGAGGGGCUCAAUCCCAGGACCCUGAGAUCAUGACCUGAGCCGAAGGCAGAGGCUUUAACCCACUGAGACACCCCAGCGCCCCUUGAGCAUUUUUGUAGGGUGAUGAUGGGUGAAGAUUCUGCGUGAGAAUCAUUUUCGGAAUAUCCAUCAGAUCUAAGCUCUGUCUCCUUAACUCCGUAACCUUGCCCAGGCAGAAGAAGAGAUGACCACUUCCCAGGAACCUGUUACAUUCAAGGAUGUGGCCAUGGACUUCACCGAGGAGGGGUGGGGGCAACUAGACCCCACACAAAGGGCCCUGUACAAACAAGUGAUGCUGGAGCUCUAUGGCAACCUGGUCUUAGUGGGCAAGAAACUUUACGACUGUGCUGAGUAUGGGAAGAGCGUCCAUCGGAGCAUAGGUCUUCACUAUCAUCAGAGAAUUCACACUGGAGAGAAACCUUUCAUAUGUGAUACAUGUGAAAAAGGCUUCAGUUAUAACACAAAACUUUGUGUUCAUUGGAGAGUCCACACAGGAGAGAAACCUUUUAAGUGUGAAAAGUGUGGCAAGGGCUUCACUCAGAGCUCCAAUCUUCACAUCCAUCAGAGAGUCCACACUGGAGAAAAACCUUUCAUAUGUGAUACAUGUGGCAAAAGCUUUAGUUACAACACAAAUCUUCAUGCUCAUCGGAGAGUUCACACAGGAGAGAAACCUUUUAAGUGUGGGGAGUGUGGCAAGGGCUUCUAUCAGAGCGCUAAUCCUCACAUCCAUAAGAGUCCACACUGGAGAGAAACUCUACAAAUGUGGGAAGAAUCCUAUGAAAUGAAAUUGUGUGUCAGGCUCUGGACUGACCAUCUCCAUAGAAGGUUGGGUUGAUUCCAUCUCAAAGAGGAUUAUGUUGGACAUAACCCAUGAGUUACCCAGCACCAGUGACAAACAAGGUCUUCUUCCUGGGAAAGACACCUCUUACCUGGCAAAGGCCUUUCUAGGAUGAAAGCCUCCUGGGACUAAUUGAGCAUCUCCUCAUCCAUCUGUCAUGUCUCCAGGCUGCUGGAUGCCUCUACCAUGUAUUGUAGAAAUCUCCAGGUAAGGCAUCUUCAGAGUAGAUGUUGCUAGAAGAGACAGCUAAAGAAAGGGACUGCAUCAGGGUUUGUGGAAGGGAGUUAGAGUAGAGGAAAACAAGUCUGAAAGGGAAUGAUUAGAAGGAAAAGGAAAAUAACAGUGUCUAGGAGGGAGCUUUUGGGAUAGUGGGGGUGGAAAGCCCAGAAGUUUCUCUAAAGUCUCUAGCAAGUGUGGUGACCCCCCAGUACAGGGCCUUCCCUGGAAGUCUGAGCUGAGCAGAGAGUGGUCUAUAGUGGGUAGAUCUGGACCCCAUCAGUAUUAGGGCCAAUUGAGACCAGAGGUAGAAGAGCUGCUGGGAGGGGCCUUGGAAAGCAACUCCAUCAAGGCAACUCUUGAUCCUUUCAAGAGGCAUAAAUUAAUCAGAGACAGAGCCUGGGGCCUGGCAAUGAAGGGGGAAUACCUGGGCCAUUGGAGGUUAGGAAGAGGUCAAGGACCCAGUUUCAUCACUGAAUUGUGGAUAGGGAAGAGAAAUGCUUUGUCUGAAUCAUUCACUUAGGAGCGGUAUGUUCUGUAUGUACCCUAAGCAGCCAUUUCAAGGGGAAGGAUAUCUACAAUUAUUAGGCCUUUGGGGCUCUAGGAGGACUGUCAGCUGAGCUAUACAGAGACCAUCAGCUCACGCUGGGAGAGGGGCUUGGUAUGCCUGAGGGCUUUAAUGGCAACUGGCAUCUGAGAGGCACUCAAAUAUCACUGAAUGAAGGUACUAAUAAAAUUCUAACAACUCACAUUUUAUAUCAGUUUCUUUUCCUUCUUCCUCUUCCUUUUUCCUCUUUUUUUUGUUUUUAGAUUUAAAAGAUAUUUUAAGUAUGAAAUAUAUCAGGCGUACAGAAAAGUUCAGAAAACAUAAUGACUGUAAUAGUAUAUGAAAAUUUUUGCCAUAUUAGCAUCAGGUCUUUUUUUUUUUUUUAAGUAAGAAAAAACAUUUAAUAAAGCUUCAUGCUGUAUCACUCUGCUCAGAGUUAACAAUUAUGCAUAAGUUACUGUGUAUUUCUGUGUAUGCUUUGAGUUUAUUAUGUGUAUGUCCAUGGUAUCUUAUGUUUUUACAUAGAUAAUAUAAUUUGCAAUUUGCUUUAUACCCCAAACAUUAUAUUUUCGUGAUUUUUUUAUGCUGAUGUUUUAGAAUUAAUGGAUUUCAGCUCCUGUCAUCUUCUAUCAGAUAUUUUCAAUAGAUUAUUUGUAUACCCCUAUGACAACAAAACAUUUUCAAGUGCUUUAACUUUUAUGGAAAUUGUCCUAUUUAAAGCCCUUUAGGGUGCCUGGGUGGCUCAGU
Messenger RNA from Lutra lutra (Eurasian river otter), 2417 nucleotides. Its product is annotated as putative zinc finger protein 56. Gene Ontology annotation, biological process: negative regulation of transcription by RNA polymerase II. The record is from RefSeq and is a predicted model, not a curated record. The coding region runs from base 254 to 904 and encodes 216 amino acids. The transcript is spliced from 5 exons. Gene Ontology annotation, molecular function: DNA-binding transcription repressor activity, RNA polymerase II-specific. Lineage: Eukaryota; Metazoa; Chordata; Mammalia; Carnivora; Mustelidae.